Pyrus x bretschneideri (Chinese white pear) is the source of this 2125-nucleotide messenger RNA. Its product is annotated as nuclear transcription factor Y subunit A-7. Gene Ontology annotation, cellular component: CCAAT-binding factor complex. The transcript is spliced from 4 exons. The record is from RefSeq and is a predicted model, not a curated record. Gene Ontology annotation, molecular function: DNA-binding transcription factor activity, RNA polymerase II-specific; RNA polymerase II cis-regulatory region sequence-specific DNA binding. The coding region runs from base 1073 to 1582 and encodes 169 amino acids. Gene Ontology annotation, biological process: regulation of transcription by RNA polymerase II. NCBI's taxonomy places the organism in Eukaryota, Viridiplantae, Streptophyta, Magnoliopsida, Rosales, Rosaceae.
UAGUUCAUCAAGUAAUUUACAGUUAUUUCUCUUUUUAAUGAUGUUGAAGUUGCAAUUUUAUUAAAUAUAAGAGAUGUUUGCUUCUUAAACUUGGGUAACAGAGCAGUGAAGCAAUGUGCAACAUGGCCCCAAAGAGAAUUUGUAUAUGGUUAGAAAGAAAAUAGAUUUAGCCUUCAAGACAUGCAUCCAAGAUUGAGAAAGAAAAAAGUAAAAAUAAAAAAAAGAUGAAUUCAAUGGAUUAGAGGCCAUCACUUGUAAAGAAACUGGUGGAUUAAUAGGACUAAAUUACAGGUAUCACACUGUUAUGAUUCUUUGGCAGCAUAUCUGGUCAUAAUUAGGGACAUUCAUUGCAAAAUUUAAACUUAAAAAAAAUAUGGAAAAAGCUAUUUGCGAAAUAAAAGAUCAAUGCUUUUUAUUUUGAAGACAAUGUUGUAUUUUGCAAGGUAUUUAGGCAGUUUAUAUGGUUUGAGUCUCAAUAAUUUUGAUCUUCUGUACAUAGAGAGAUUAAACUAUGCUUUGUAACGGAAAAAAAGGAUGGAGGUGGAAGGAAGUGUUUCAAAUUGACCCAUGAAAUUCUUAAUUUGAUUUUGUGGGGGUUUAAUUUCUAGUAGAGAUCUUGUUUCGGGUUGCAUUGUUGUCCCAAAGCAAUUAAAUUUGAGUAAGGGUAUAAUUGUGAAAGUCGUGUUUACACUUCUUUUCCUCCUUUCCAUCCUUUUUACUAAACAAAAGGAAGGAAAAAUCUCCUUCUCUUCCUUUGUCCUUCCUUUAUGAUUUACCGUCUACUUGCUCUUGCAACCUUCCUUCCAAACUAAUGUUGUCGAAAUUGUUGUUAUCGUUUAAAACAUUCUUAUUCUAGAUCUAGAAUGUUAAGGAUCAUUGGUAAGUUUUGCUUCUCGAGCUAUGUUUCAUGUAGAUGUUUGUUUGUAAUAUUAAUGUAAAUGCUUUAGGUUAAGCUUAAGAUAACCGGCUCAUUUGCAAUUAUAAUCUGAGGAAAUCAUCUUCGAAUUCUUACAGAUAGUUGGCACUUGGCAUAGAUUUUGAAAUAAGCAAUAUCCUGUGAGGCAGCUUGUGUAUGUCUCCUCUUGGCCUAAGGUUUCAUCUGGUUCAUUUUGGUACCUACUUUGUUGCACCAGGAGCUUACCCCUAUCCAGACCCUUACUACAGAAGCAUCUUUGCUCCCUAUGAAACACAGCCAUAUCCUUCACAGCCCUAUGGGGCCGCGCAACCAACGGUUCAUCUUCAGUUGAUGGGAAUCCAGCAAGCAGGUGUUCCACUGCCGUCAGAUGCGGUUGAGGAACCUGUGUUUGUAAAUGCAAAACAGUAUCAUGGUAUCUUGCGACGUCGGCAGUCUCGUGCUAAAGCAGAAUCUGAAAAUAAAGCUCUUAAGAAUCGUAAGCCAUACUUGCAUGAAUCUCGACACCAGCAUGCAUUGAGAAGAGCUAGAGGAUGCGGGGGUCGCUUUCUUAAUGCAAAGAAAAAUGAGAAUGAACAGGAUGAAAUGACAUCGGGUAACAAAUCGCAGUCAAAUAUCAACUUGAACUCUGAUAAAAAUGAGCUUGCUUCCUCAGAUCGAACGUCCUAAAUACUUCAGAAGCAAUUGCAACACCCAAGGGGCCACAUGAAGCAUUUAUUCUUCAACAACCACCAGGGACGGAGGUCCUAAUACCAGCUUCGUUAGUCUCGGUAGUGCUUCACUGUGGCUGGACACUUGAAGCUUCAUUAGCAAUAGCAUGUGUAUAGGUUCUUAAGUAUUAGGCUUGUAGGGAGGUUGCGAAAGACGAAGUAGGCAGAGUCUUAUUGAAGUAGAGUGAUAUAACCUUGUCGACAACGGGUUUCUUUUCAACCCGACGCACUUUGUUUCCCGAGAGAGUGACGGUUAAGAAUGCUUUGUGGUGUACGCUUGAACUUAUACCUGUUUGUGAGGUUGGAAACUCGUAGGACCAAAUAUAGAGUUGUGUUGUUUGGUUUGGUAAUGCUUCGUUAGAUCGGCAGAGAUUAGGUUGGCUGCCGAUUGUGUCUUAGUAGUAUUAUUAGUAGUAGUUAUAUGACUUGUAUUCCUUUGUUAUCGAUUCGGACAAUAAGCUUAAUGGUUAAUGAAAUUGGGUGCAACUUCUUUCUUUGUGAA